Molecule: messenger RNA, 1140 nt
Organism: Alternaria arborescens
Lineage: Eukaryota; Fungi; Ascomycota; Dothideomycetes; Pleosporales; Pleosporaceae
Exons: 2
Coding region: 1-1140 (379 amino acids)
Source: RefSeq, a predicted model, not a curated record
AUGAGUGAUACCGAUCGGAUCGACGGUCUACUGGGCGAUCUACAGCGACUGACUGAGGCAGGCCGUGAUCGUAUAUUGGGUUUCCUGCCGCAAGAGGACCUCAUUGCGCUUCUCAAGGUCGCUCUUCGAGAACGAGACCAGGAUCGAGAAAACAUUGCCAUUCAGACUCAGUUGAAUCAAAGCCCUUAUGCUGAGCCUACCGUACAUGUUGCACGCGAAGAGCCUAGCAAUGUGACCAAUCGAGCACAUAACGCGGUAACUCUGCGGAACCACAAAAGACCCAGAUCCGAUAGUUCUCUGACCGAAGUCGUCAGAAAUAAUUUGAACUCAGUGGCAGUCAAGCAAGAGCAUGAGACGAUUGAUCUUGUUAGUGACGACGAGUGGGAAGAUUCCAAUAUUGUUGUCCAGCCAAAAAUUCCAAUAAAACGAGAGGAGUCUCCACCAGUACAACCUGGUAGCAGAAUUGGCAGUGUCUCGGCCCCAAAUAUAUCACCCAACCUUGAAAGGACACAAACCAUCGAACCUCCAGAGGCGCAAACUAGCUCUGGGAGUAGCAGUCGUAACAGCCUGGCUGCAUCAUCUUCUCAGUCCCCAGCAGUGCAAGAUGGUAUCGGAGGCAAUGGUUAUGGCAUGCUUCUACCAUCUCAUCCUAUCGGAGAAGGUUCGACACAAGCCCGUUUCAUCCAUACUACUGCAGCGGACUAUCAUGGACAUCUCAAUCUACCUGUAUGCCUUCUAAUCCGGGGGGUUGAUGGGAAACAGGUCUACAAGACCUUUACGGAACUACCAAACGACGUUCAACAAAACAUUCACUGCCGGUUUGCAGAAGUAUGGAGGUCACAGCCAUGGAUACUUGAUAACUAUGAGAAAUUGUUGCAAAAUCCCGAGCACUACAUGACCAUGCCUGCAUGUAUCCGGUCCUUGAUCGUUUCGAAAAAUAGUCGUCUUAGUAGCAGGUCUCUUUAUACUAUAGGUGGCAGUCUUAAGGAGACAGCGGACGACCAGUGCAUAACAGGUGGUUAUCCUUGUGCACACUUUGUCAAAUGGGCCGACGGUUCGAUGAAUAUAUGUUUCGUGCCCCUGCCCCCGGGAAGACGGGUCGGCAAGGUCUGGACUGAGCUCAGCUAUUGGAUAGAGUAA